UCGGGGGACCAACUCAACGCUACCAAGAUGGCCGCCACCACGUACUCACUGCCCAAGCUGCCCUAUGCCUACGAUGCCCUGGAGCCGGCCAUCUCGGGGCAGAUCAUGGAGCUGCACCACAGCAAGCACCACCAGGCGUACGUGGCCAACCUCAACAAGGCGCUGCAGUCGCACGUGGCCGCCACGACGGCCGGCGACAUCGCCACGCAGAUCGCCCUGCAGCCCGUCAUCCGCUUCAACGGCGGCGGCCACAUCAACCACUCGCUGUUCUGGCUGAACCUGGCGCCCACCGCCAGCGCCGAAGCCAACCCCGACUCGGCCCGCACGCUCGUCGCCGAGAUCGACAAGACGUGGGGCAGUCUCGACGCCUUCGAGAAGGCCUUCGCUGCCGCCCUGCUCGCCAUCCAGGGCAGCGGCUGGGGCUGGCUGGUGCGUGAGGACGGCCCCGCCCGCGGCUUGCGCAUCGUUACCACCAAGGAUCAAGACCCCGUCGUCGGCGGAGAGGUGCCUGUCUUUGGCGUCGACAUGUGGGAACACGCCUACUAUCUCCAGUACCUGAACGGGAAGGCUGCAUAUGUCGAGAACAUCUGGAAAGUCAUCAACUGGAAGACGGCCGAGGAGCGCUUUUUGGGCAACCGCGACGACGCCUUCAAGGCGCUGAGGGCAUCCAUUUAACCUUGACCUGGGUAACUGGUUCACUUGCUCGUAGGCUUUGACGCAGCAGAUGGGGCGCACUGGAUUCGUGCGUUUCUAGACCUAGGAUAUCUGAAGUGCUUGGAUAUC
Messenger RNA from Lasiosphaeria miniovina, 783 nucleotides. RefSeq names its product superoxide dismutase. NCBI's taxonomy places the organism in Eukaryota, Fungi, Ascomycota, Sordariomycetes, Sordariales, Lasiosphaeriaceae. The transcript is spliced from 3 exons. Gene Ontology annotation, cellular component: mitochondrion. The record is from RefSeq and is a predicted model, not a curated record. Gene Ontology annotation, biological process: superoxide metabolic process. Gene Ontology annotation, molecular function: superoxide dismutase activity; metal ion binding. The coding region runs from base 28 to 675 and encodes 215 amino acids.